GUUCCAUUUCCUUUCAGCGUGCGCGCUCUAUCUCCCUAGCUCCCUCCCCUCCCGAGAUCUCCUCUCUUCUUCCCUCCCUCCCUCCCUUCUCUCUUGGCGACGUUUACGCUCACCAGCGCCAGGUACGCGGGUCUUUUUCGGCCGAGGUCGCUGCCGCCCCACGCCAGGUGGUCAGGUCUUCUCCGGUCCCUUCGCCGGCGACGUGCACCACCAGGCUGAGCUCCACAGUGGUUCUUGCAGAGGUUUCAGGUUUGUAACAGACUGCUGGGGUGAAUACACCUACUCAAAAAAAAAAAAAGAGAGAAAAUGGGAAAGAGACAAAGUUCUCGAUGAAUUGAAGUCCAUAUGUCAAAAACAAGAGCAAGGAGCUGUUGUACAAGGGGCUUGUGGAAGGAGCAUAUCAUAUAUUUGUAGGAGAUAACUUUGCACUUGACUCAUGGGCGAUUGGAUUAUAGGGGCGUUGAUAAACAUCGUGGGAAGUGUUGCCAUAAACUUUGGUACUAACCUUCUGAAGUUGGGCCAUGAUCAGAGAGAAAAGCUUUCCUCAAUUAACAACAGUGAGGGAAAUGAAAAAUUCGUUCCAAAAUCUGUUAUGCAUUUCCAGACUUGGAGAAUAGGUAUACUCUUUUUUGCUGCUGGGAACUGCCUCAAUUUCAUGUCAUUUGCGUAUGCUGCACAGUCACUGCUUGCAGCUCUUGGAUCAAUUCAGUUUGUUUCCAACAUUGCUUUUGCCUACUUUGUGUUGAACAAGACUAUUUCAGUGAAGUAUAGUCAUGGUAGCCACAACGUUUAUUGUCUUUGGCAACAUCUUCUUAGUAUCCUUCGGCAACCAUCAAUCGCCUGUUUACACGCCGGAGCAGCUGAUCGCAAAAUACAGCAAUUUGGUGUUUGUUCUUUAUUGCAUGUCAUUGGUCUUUGUUGUUGCGUUUAACCAUUAUCUCUACAGGAGUGGAGAAACUAUUAUUUCAAAUAGUUCAAAAGAUGCUGGCACAUAUUGGCGAACAAUGUUGCCAUUUUCAUAUGCUGUUGUAUCUGGUGCUAUUGGAUCUUGCUCAGUCUUGUUUGCAAAAUCAUUGUCUAACAUGCUGAGACUGACGAUGAGCAGCAGAUACGAGUUCCAUAGCUGGUUCACAUAUUCGAUCGUUCUCCUGUUUCUGUGUACUGCUGGAUUUUGGAUGGCAAGACUGAAUGAGGGGCUGUCAUUAUUUGAUGCAAUACUGAUUGUUCCAAUGUUUCAAAUUGCUUGGACCUUCUUCUCUAUUUGUACAGGAUUUGUUUACUUUCAAGAAUAUCAAGUAUUUGAUACGCUCAGGAUAAUUAUGUUUGUGUUAGGCAUGACAUUUGUCUUUGUUGGGAUUUCCUUGCUAGCACCCGAUGACAGUAAAGCUGAUACGAAAGAUGGUUCAAGCACCGCCGAUGACUCCAUAAUUGACAUAGACAGAAAUGGAAAGAUGCCGAUGGAGGAGACAGACACAGAUGAUAGCAUCUCCUUUGUUACUUCUGUAAAAGUAAAUGCAAAACGUGUACUUUCAAAGGCAAAGUCUGCAUGCUCCAUGUCCCUUGGCCUUGGGGAGAGCACCAUAAGCGCUUCAUCGGUGCUUGCCAUGCCGAUGGUCUCGUCAAGAACAACCGGCUUCAGAGGAAUCGGAAAUGACCGUCCAAAGUAUGUCCCUUUAAGAACCACAGAUUGGAGUAACCUAUAGCCGGUGGUAAUAUAUAGGUACACAGGAAAUGUCUUUGUUUUUGAUGUUGCCUAGCGGAUGGCAGUGAAGUUUUUUUUGUUGCUUCCAGAGGCAACUGUUUGUUGUGAUCGUAGCUAGCUAUAACACGAGUGUAUAGUUCACCGUUGUACCCUACAAAACACUGUCCAUACCUAGCUGCAUAUACACGUGUAAGUUUUAGAAUACAACUCAAAUGAUUCGAUUCGCCUCUGAAUUGCGCAACCAUUUCAGUGGUUGCAUGUUGUAACCAUCUUAUAUAGAAUUGCAAUUUCUUUUGCUGUC
Molecule: messenger RNA, 2003 nt
Organism: Zea mays
Lineage: Eukaryota; Viridiplantae; Streptophyta; Magnoliopsida; Poales; Poaceae
Product: putative magnesium transporter NIPA8
Exons: 14
Coding region: 774-1703 (309 amino acids)
Biological process (GO): magnesium ion transport
Cellular component (GO): membrane
Molecular function (GO): magnesium ion transmembrane transporter activity
Source: RefSeq, a predicted model, not a curated record